ACUCAGGCGCAACACGUCUGCCGGGGUCCUGAUUACCGUGGCAAAGCGCUCUAUGUCCUGACCCUGUGUUCAUCAUAGUUCAUGUGAAACCCUACAGCUAUUUGAGUACUUGCACGAUAUCGCAGAGCCAUGUCCUUGUACGAUGAUCUGGGAGUGGGAGCGAGCGACACUAAAACGGAAGGUUGGUCCAAGAACUUCAAAUUGCUUCAGUCGCAGCUCAAAGUGAAGAAAGCUGCCCUCACACAGGCCAAAAGCCAGCGCAUGAAACAGACUACAGUGUUGGCUCCUGUUAUUGACCUGAAAAGAGGAAGUGCAGGAGAUGAGAGACAGAUCUUAGACACACCCCCUCGCAUCGCCGCAGGAGUCAAGGACGCGGCUCCGAGCAGCUUCUCGUCGGGGGAUGUGCUGAUUCCGCUGGCCGAUGAGUACGACCCCAUGUUCCCCAACGACUACGAGAAGGUGGUGAAGCGGCACCGGGAGGAGCGGCAGCGGCAGAGGGAGCAGGAGCGCCUGAAGGAGAUCGAAGAGCGCGAGAAGAAGAGGAAGGAGCGCCAUGAAGGCAGCGCUCCAAGUGGCUUCUCCCGCUUCCCAACAGAGGGGGAGUCCGACGAGGAGGACGAGUUCGACAAGGAGAAGAGGAAGAGGACCAUAGGAGGAGCAGCCAUCGCCCCACCUACGUCUUUGGUUGAAAGAGACUCUGUUUCAUUUUCGUAUGAAGAUGAAGGUCGGGGGUCCCGAGGGUCCAAGGCAGCGAUCCCACCUCCCAUGUACGAAGAUUCCGAACGACCUCGGUCUCCCCCUGGCCCUACCAACUCGUUCCUAGCCAACAUGGGUGGCACGGUGGCCCAUAAGAUCAUGCAGAAGUACGGUUUUCGAGAGGGCCAGGGUCUGGGGAAGCAUGAACAGGGUCUGAGCACAGCGCUGUCAGUGGAGAAGACCAGCAAGAGGGGCGGCAAGAUCAUCAUCGGAGAAACUACAGAGAAGGGUUCCAGUCAGUCUGCUGCAGAGCCACCUGGCUGGAUGCUGGGUGCUGCAGCCGAAGCGCAGAAGAAGACGGCGGCGGCAGCCGCAGCGGCAGCAGGAGGAGCAGGAGCAGCGUCCGGCUCCGAGCCCAACCCUCUCACGGAAAUACUCAAGUGUCCCACCAAAGUAGUUAUAUUAAGGAACAUGGUGGGGCGGGGGGAGGUGGAUGAGGAUCUGGAGGCCGAGACAAAAGAGGAGUGCGAAAAAUAUGGCAAAGUCACCAAGUGUGUCAUCUUUGAGAUCGCCAACGUCACUGACGAUGAAGCGGUUCGUAUCUUCCUGGAGUUUGAGAGAGUGGAGUCAGCCAUUAAAGCUGUGGUGGACCUGAACGGCCGAUACUUCGGUGGACGAGUAGUGAAGGCGUGUUUCUACAAUCUGGACAAAUUCAGAGUGUUGGAUCUAGGAGAAGCAGUGUGAUCUUAUUCAUCUCUACGUUACACACACACAUGUACAUGCACACACAGACACACACACAGACACACACGUACACACACAGACACACACACACACACACACACACACACACACACACACACACACACACAGACACACACAGACACACAGACACACACACACACACACACACACACAGACACACACAGACAGACACAAGUCACACACACACACACACACAGAGACAGUCACAAAAUAGCCCCCUCUAUUUGUAUGCCCUUCCGUCUUUAUACAGUAUGUGCGUAUUGAGACACAAUAUGUUGUAUAUAGUAGUGGUGCAGUCAGAUCAUCGAUUUGUUUUGCUUUGUGGUGGACAGUGGAAGACUGUAAAUUCUGGACAUUAAAUAUCUUAUCUUUUUUUAUAAGGAAAA
Molecule: messenger RNA, 1847 nt
Organism: Alosa alosa (allis shad)
Lineage: Eukaryota; Metazoa; Chordata; Actinopteri; Clupeiformes; Clupeidae
Gene: rbm17
Product: RNA binding motif protein 17
Exons: 13
Coding region: 130-1440 (436 amino acids)
Biological process (GO): alternative mRNA splicing, via spliceosome; mRNA cis splicing, via spliceosome
Cellular component (GO): precatalytic spliceosome
Molecular function (GO): RNA binding
Source: RefSeq, a predicted model, not a curated record